Stegodyphus dumicola is the source of this 1975-nucleotide messenger RNA. Its product is annotated as XK-related protein 4-like. Gene Ontology annotation, biological process: phosphatidylserine exposure on apoptotic cell surface; apoptotic process involved in development; engulfment of apoptotic cell. The record is from RefSeq and is a predicted model, not a curated record. Gene Ontology annotation, cellular component: plasma membrane. NCBI's taxonomy places the organism in Eukaryota, Metazoa, Arthropoda, Arachnida, Araneae, Eresidae.
CAGAAGAGGGAAAGAGAAGACAAACCCAUCCCUUCUCUGCAGUUCCCCUCUUCGAACGGAAAAGCAAUCGAAAAACAGCGUCGAACAAAUUCGCGAAGCCUCCCCUCUUAUGGGCAGGCCUCUACGCUUAUAUAUAUAAAAGGCGAACCAGCAAGACUCGGUUCAAUGCAGAUCAAGCGAUGAAUGAUUUGUGGAAAAAUCGAUGUCCGAGAAGCCCCGGUGGGGGGUGGAUCCGGGAGGAAGGAGGAUAGUAGCGAGAGAAAGAGGGAGAGCGCGUCAGUAAGGCACAGAGGGCGGCACAGGAGCCGUCUGUAGUAGUGGUGUGCUGGUGCUCCGAUUCCAGCAGACGCGCACCCCCGUUCAAACUCUCUGGACACUCACCUCCAGCAGUUGUGGCGAGCAGGGCAACUCCAAGGAUUCCCACAGCUCCAAGAUGGUGGAGGCAUCGGCGUACCUGUGAGGGAAGAGAAUUUCACACGGGGUCAUGCUAAACGAGGUAGAACUCUUAGAGAAGACUCCAUACUACAGGACGCUGCAAAAACAUCACUUGCAGCAACAUCAUGGACCUCCACUGUCCACAGCGCCCCAUUAUCCGACGACGCCGAGGGGCGGACUGCGCAUUGGACCCAGUUACGACGAGACCUCCAUUGCCAUCAUCGCUCCAGACAUGCGUGUGCCCCAGAACAACCACCCUUUAUCCAUCUCCACGCUGGAGCACUGGGAACAGUAUUCGCCCCUGGGAUGUCUGGAUAUUUUGCUGUCCAUAGCAGGCUAUGUGGGAGACCUGGGCUCGGACCUGGUCGUAUGUUACGUCCUGUUCGCCGAGGGCCGCGUAGGCUGGUCGGCCCUAACGGCUACUUUCGUCCUUCUGUCCGCUGUCGUCGUCAACGUUCUCAGCAUUUACUGGUACGUGCGGAAUCAAAGAAAUGCCGCAUCCGUCUACACUUCAGUCAGCAAACUCACGUGGGUCGUCAGAGCCCUGUUUCACGUGUUCUUCAUAGGGCUGCUAUACAGGUACCUCCAUUUGCUCUGUAAGUGCCUGUCCAAAGAUCACUUAGAAGACCGUGAACACCGCAGUGUUAUGGAAGCCCGGAAGAGAAAAAAUGCAAUACGCCAAAUGACUAUGAAAGAAGACAAACAAACUGCGACGCUUUGCUUGGUGCAUAGUUUUUUAGAAUCGGCGCCGCAGCUGAUACUCCAGUUGUACACGUUAGCUCAGCGGACAGACUCAGACAGCAUGGUCAUAGUUUUUAUACAAGGUGCUUGUGCAGCUUCUUCUCUUUUCCAACUCGCCUGGUCCAUUACAUCCUACAACAACGCCCUCCACCGUAUCAUGAUGGGUAAAAAGAAAGCCAAGAGCGUAGGCAAAGUGCUCCAAUUCCUCUGGCACUUCUGCACAAUAGGAUCAAGGGCCUGUACUUUGGCUCUAUUCACCAAAGAAUACCACUUCUGGCUCUUCCCAUUUUGCAUAGGACACUGGGGAAUCAUGACAAUAUGGGUUAUGCACCAGCAAACACGCUUUUGUCGCAAGAAUGGCGAGCUCCACCAAUGUAAGGAGUACAUGUGCAAUAUGGUCAUCGGAGUCGCCUAUGUGAUAUAUUAUUUGAAUGUCAAGGCAGAGCCAACCAGAUACAAAUAUUCAGCGUAUUAUGCUAUAGUCUUCGCAGAGAACUGUGCUCUGAUGACUCUGUGGUUCCUGAGGAAUGACCCAGGUGUCUGGUAUCACAUACCAGCACUAGUAGCAGUGUUCUCUAGCUUUGCAAGUGGCAUCGUUUUUAUGUUAUUUUAUUACGGGUUUUGUCAUCGAACGUUAAAACAGACAAAUGAGAAACGUGCAGCCCACUGUUGUUGAAUUUUACAGCUGAUGUAAUUGUUCUUUUUUUAUACUCUGAACAGCGCAUGAUUGAAGAAGGAGCGCUUUAAAGUUGUAAUGUUCUUAGUUUGUUAAUAAAUUUUCAUAAUUAGAUGAGAUUUA